This is a messenger RNA of Penaeus vannamei (Pacific white shrimp), 1404 nucleotides long. RefSeq names its product COP9 signalosome subunit 6 (gene CSN6). The record is from RefSeq and is a predicted model, not a curated record. Gene Ontology annotation, molecular function: metallopeptidase activity; protein binding. Gene Ontology annotation, biological process: protein deneddylation. Gene Ontology annotation, cellular component: COP9 signalosome. NCBI's taxonomy places the organism in Eukaryota, Metazoa, Arthropoda, Malacostraca, Decapoda, Penaeidae.
ACCUGUGGGUUUGUUGUUAUGGUGGAAAGGUGACCAGAGUGUCCGGUGUUACAUGCUCGGUUCCUGCCAAAGAAAAUGGCUAGUAUGGAAGUAGAUGAAGAUGUUGCAGCAGAGGCCACCUCCUCAUCCCAGUCUGUUGCAGUGGAGAGUUCGAGUCAGGCUGCAGGCAAUACCUCAAAUUUUACAGCCCCAACCUCUCCAGCACCACCUGCACAGCCUGCUACAGGUGGUGGAAGUGUAGUGCCCUCAGUGAUGUUAGCCCAGGAAAUUCUGUAAUGGCAUCCGCUGGGACCGUAGGUAGUGUGUCGGUCUCUCUUCACCCUCUGGUCAUAUUGAAUAUAUCAGAACAUUGGACUCGUCAACGUGCUCAGGAGGUUACCAGUGAAGUGCAAGUGCUUGGAGCCUUGAUUGGAAAACAAACCGGUCGUCGUCACGUAGAGAUAAUGAAUUCCUUUGAGCUGAGCUAUGACAUGCUGGACGGAAACAUCAUCAUCAACCGUGAAUAUUAUACUCUAAAAGAGGAGCAGUAUAAACAAGUAUUCAGUGACCUUGACCUCCUUGGCUGGUAUACAACUGGGGACACACCAGGACCCCCAGACCUGCUGGUUCACAAGCAGAUUUGUGACCUCCUAGACAGUCCGAUAUUCCUCAAGCUCAAUCCCAUGGCUCGGCACACUGAUCUACCGGUAAGUAUUUACGAGAGCGUUCUGGAUCUUGUGAAUGGGGUCCCCACCUUGCUCUUGGUUGAACUGCAGUACACCCUUGCAACAGAAGAGGCGGAGCGCAUAGGUGUUGACCAUGUAGCGAGGAUGUCUUCACAUGAUGUACAGGAGAGCUCAAUUGUGGCAGAGAACUUGCAGGCACAAUACAGUGCGAUAAAAAUGUUGGCCAGCAGAGUGCGUCUUAUAGCUGAAUAUGUUAAGGCUAGUCAGCGAGGCGAGGUAGAGUUCAAUCACGAGAUCUUACGUCAGGUUAAUGCUUUGGCUCAUCGACUACCUGUCCUCAACAGUGAGAAGUUCAGGGGAGAAUUCUAUAAUCAAUGCAAUGAUGUGGCGCUGAUGUCCUACCUAGGAACUAUCACCAAAUGCUGUAAUACCAUGAACCGUUUUAUCAACCGAUUCAACCUCCUACACGAGAGAUUGGCAAUGGGACGUCGUAUGCGAGGACUUUUCUUCUAGUAUUCCUUUUCUUUUCCUUUUUUCUUUAGUACUCAUCAGCAGUUAUUAAAUAUUCAGCUGAUAAUAUAGGAGAUCCUUGAAACCAGACAAAUAACCAUUAUUAUUAUUUUUUUGUUUUUUUUAGAAAUUGUUUGACAUUAAUUUUCUUCCUCCUUUGCACACAGAAGAAUUUGCCAUGUUAUCAUUGAUUAUGUACUCAGUUCUGUCUUAAUAAACUUAAAGUUAU